Molecule: messenger RNA, 2199 nt
Organism: Morone saxatilis (striped sea-bass)
Lineage: Eukaryota; Metazoa; Chordata; Actinopteri; Moronidae
Product: probable phospholipid-transporting ATPase VD
Exons: 9
Coding region: 180-2051 (623 amino acids)
Biological process (GO): phospholipid translocation
Cellular component (GO): plasma membrane
Molecular function (GO): ATPase-coupled intramembrane lipid carrier activity; ATP binding; magnesium ion binding
Source: RefSeq, a predicted model, not a curated record
AUUAAUGUUUUAAAUCUCAUGUGUGAACCUUUAAAACUAGCAUUUUAAUAAAAAACUACUCCUGACUGAGCAGUUGAGUUUAGGAGUACAGAAACUGACUCCAUGAUCUCUUCUCUUUAUCUUCCCUGCAGGUGCCUGAAGCACGAACACCUCUCAAGUCCCUGGAGGAAAUCAAGCUGAUGUUCCAGCGCUUCAGUUUCUCUCCUUUCUCAGCGCUCUCCCCUCCGCUGAUCAAAGGCAGCCCUCGCAGCUUCACCAGCAGGCUGUUUGCCCGGGGGAAGACCGGCUCCUUCACCUUCUCAACUCCUACCAACAGCACCACAGAUGGAUCAGAAGCAGGCCAAGAAAGCAACCUGGAAACCUCCAACCUGAGGCGCAAACUGGACUCUGGAUCCUCCAGAGUGGAAGGAAGAGAUGCUGGACAGGCAGAGGACAGGGAAUCAGAGGAUAAUAAUAUCAAGGACACAAAGACAAAUGGGGCCAGGCAGGAAGAGGAGGACGUGAUAAGAGAAGUGGACUCUGAGAGUGACUCUGAUGAGGAGCUGCUUUAUGAGGCAGAGAGUCCGGACGAGGCGGCUCUGGUCCACGCAGCCCAGGCGUACCACUGCACCCUGAGGGGACGGUCCGCAGAGAGCCUGCUGGUAGACCUGCCAGGAAUUGGCUCUCUGGCCGUCCAGCUGCUCCACAUCCUGCCCUUCGACUCCAACAGGAAGAGGAUGUCAGUGGUGGUCCGCCACCCACUCUCAGGACAGGUGGUGGUUUACACCAAGGGAGCCGACUCCGUCAUCAUGGACCUAAGCGAGACACCUAAAGGUGCAGAGCAGGCUCAGGAGAUGUACAGUCACAUCAGAGAACAAACCCAGAAACAUUUAGACAGUUACGCCAGAGAUGGACUCCGGACUCUGUGCAUUGCUAAAAAGAUUCUGGAGGAAGAGGAGUAUGAGGUGUGGCUGAAGAGACAGCUGCUGGCAGAGAGCAGCAUAGAGAACAGAGAGGAGCUGCUGCUGGAGUCCGCUCAGAGACUGGAGACCAACCUCACCCUGCUGGGUACCACAGGGAUUGUAGACAGACUGCAGGAGGAGGUCCCGGAGACCAUUGAAGCUCUCCAGAGGGCCGGGAUCAAAGUCUGGGUCCUCACAGGAGACAAAAAGGAGACGGCCAUUAACAUCGCCUAUGCCUGCAAACUCCUCCGUCCCAAUGACCAGCUGCUGACAGCCAGCUGUGGAAGCAAGGAUGCCUGUGCACCUCUGCUCGAGCAGCUCAAACUGGAAGUGCAGAGUGGCAAAGGCAGCUUGACGGUACUGACUGCAGCGGGGGACCAUGAGGAAUCAUCCUCGGGCAGCGCGGCUGGCUUUGUUCUGGCCAUAGACGGCCACACACUAGAAUGGGCCCUGCAGGAGGAGCUGAAGAGUGACUUCCUGGAACUGAGCUGCAGAUGCAACGCAGUCAUCUGCUGCAGGUCCACCCCGCUGCAAAAGAGCCAGGUGGUCCGGCUGGUCCGGGACCAGCUUAGCGUCAUGACCCUGGCUGUGGGUGACGGAGCAAAUGACGUCAGCAUGAUUCAGGUGGCAGAUGUGGGCAUCGGGAUAUCUGGUCAGGAGGGCAUGCAGGCUGUGAUGUCCAGUGACUUUGCCAUCUCCAGGUUUAAACACCUCAGUAAGCUGCUGCUGGUCCACGGCCACUGGUGUUACUCUCGCCUCGCAAACAUGAUCCUCUACUUCAUCUACAAGAAUGUGAUGUACGUCAAUCUGCUGUUCUGGUAUCAGUUCUUCUGUGGUUUCUCUGGGAGCGUCAUGAGCAACUCCUGGGUGCUCAUCCUCUUCAACUUGCUCUUCACCUCCGUCCCUCCUCUCAUCUACGGCGUCCUGGACCGAGACACGCCUGCAGACACUCUGAUGGAGCUGCCUGAGCUCUACCGGGCUGCACAGACUUCCAAGGUCUACGUCCCCUACAUGUUCUGGGUCACCGUCCUGGAUGCUUUUUACCAAAGCCUGGUCUGCUUCUUUGUGCCUUACUUUGUAAGUGUCAGAUCAUCCUGUUCUGUCAAAUAGGUCCUUUGUUGCUGUUUUUAUUCCAUUGCUUUACUUUACGUGUGGUGGUGUCAGAGUUUAUAUGUGCUCUACUGCUGUUGUGUACUGUUUUUCAACCAACACUGGUAUAAAACCCCUAUGAGGAACUUUCUUUUUGUAUUGAUUGCUC